This is a messenger RNA of Eucalyptus grandis, 534 nucleotides long. RefSeq names its product TMV resistance protein N-like. Bases 1 to 534 code for a protein of 177 amino acids. Gene Ontology annotation, biological process: signal transduction. Lineage: Eukaryota; Viridiplantae; Streptophyta; Magnoliopsida; Myrtales; Myrtaceae. The transcript has a single exon. The record is from RefSeq and is a predicted model, not a curated record.
AUGGCAAACUCAAAGACAAGAACGAGCACCAACAACCCAUUAGGAGGCGAGUAUCAGGUGUUUCUGAGUUUCCGAGGGCCUGACACUCGUCGGGGAAUCACCAAUAGCCUUUACCACGCCUUGGUAGAUGCUGGGAUUCACGUUUUCAUGGAUGAUGAAGAGCUUCGACCAGGAGAAAGAAUUAGUGGCAACCUUCUGCUAGCGAUCGACGACUCUAAGCUUUACAUACCCAUCUUCUCCCAAACCUAUGCUUCGAGUCAUUGGUGUCUUCGCGAGCUUGCAAAGAUGGUGGAGAAUUCCUCUAAAUCUAAAGAAGAGGGGAAUGAGAAGGUGAUAUUGCCCAUCUUUUAUGACGUGAAACCUGCUGAUGUGAAACUGAAAACCCCGUUGUACCGUGAUGCCAUACUAAAUUUGGAGCAAAGGAUGGAGGAUCAAAAGAAGAAGUUCAGCUCUAAGGAUAUAGAGACAUGGCGCCAGGCUCUCAAUGAAGUUGAUGACACCAAGGGGUGGCAGCUGAAGAAAUAUCCAGGGUAA